UUCAGAGAAAGAGGGAGACUCUCCGUAUCCUGCAGACGCUGAACCCAUCAUGUGGGGUACCAAGCUCUGCCUUUUGCUGCUUCUGGGCACCAACACUCUAGCCCAGCAAGAUGUUGGAGGUUUGGAGGAACAAUCACCGGUUUGCUUUUUGGCCAAAAGAUACAGGAACUUCAGACGGUUUGUGUACAACUAUGAAGCUGAGGCCGUCAACAGUGUAAACGGAGCCUCAAACGCCAAGAGCGGACCCAGAGUCUCCUGUACAGUCGAGAUCGAUGUGCCCCAGACUUGUCGCUUCAUCCUCAGAACAACAGACUGCUCUCUGACUGAGGUCUCUGGCGUGGACGAUGGCGGGAACCCCGUGUACCGUCCUGCUGCUGGAGCCGAGGAUUUCAAAGCUGCCAUGGCUAAGAACACCUUGAAGGUUGCAGUGGAAGGACGCGCCGAUGUCAAGCUGUUCCCUGAAGACGACGAGCCCGUCAAUAUCCUGAACGUCAAGAGGGGAAUCAUCUCCGCGCUCAUGGUGCCGGAAAAGGAGCAGGAGGAGACCAAAGACAUGCCCACCGUGCAUGGAGUGUGCUCCUCCGACUUCGCCGUCAACCCGGCCCUGGACACGGCAACCGAAGUGACCGUCAGCAGGGAUCUGUCCAAAUGUGACGGCUUUGUAGCCCGCAGACAGAACACCAGCCCCCUGGCCCUCAUCUCCGGCAUGAACUACCCUCUGUCCAAACUGAUCAGCAGCACUCAGACCUGUAACUACAAGUUUGACAACCAGAAGAAGCACAUGACCAGCGGAUCCUGCACGGAAAAACACAUCUUCCUGCCCUUCUCCCACAAGAGAGAAUUCGGCAUUUCCGCAGUGGUGAGCCAGACCGUGACGCUGAGAGAAACGUCCAAGAUCAACGACAGAAUCUUUGACCACAACGAAGCUAGUUUCAAGCCCCUGCCCAUGGAAGCUGCCGAAGACAAGUCCCCGGUGCAGACCAAGGAUGCCGUUAUUGCCACACUGCAAAAGCUGAGCACUCUGUCGGAGACCAACGAGCGGGAGGAGCGUGCCAGCCUCUUCCACAAGCUGGUGUCCGAGCUGCGCGGCCUGAACGUCGACGUUCUCGGCUCCAACAUAGAAGAGAUGAUGUCCAUCUCCGUGGCUCUCACCCAGCAAGCUCUGAUUCAGUGCGGCACCCCUGAAUGCACCAGCGGCAUGCUGAAGAUCCUCAGGAACUUUGACCAAGCUGCAUAUGAGGUCGAUGCUUUUGUCUACGCCCUGGGAAUGAUGUCGAACCCCUCCCGGAUGAUGGUGCAAGACUUGCUGGAAAUGGCUCGGUACAAACAGAGCAGACCCAUCAUGUAUGCACUGAGCAAUGCAGCCAGGAGACUGUACAAAUCUGAGGGAGUCACCCCAGAGAUCACUGCUGUUUAUGAGUACAUGGCAUCCCUCCUUGGUGCAGACUGUGCAGGCGAGAAAGAUCUGACCUUCCUGACCCUCAGGGUGGUCGGUAACAUGGGAGACGCAAUGGAGGCAGCUGACCCUGAAAUUAAGAACACCCUGCUGAAGUGCAUGAGACAGCCUGUUACCACUUUGUCCGUGCAACUGGCGGCCAUCCAGGCCUUCAGGCGCAUGUCUUUGACCGAUGAGGUUCGCACCAAUCUCCAACGGGUCAGCCAGUACGCCAAGGGAGCUGUGCAGAAACGCCUGGCGGCUUACCUCAUCCUGAUGAGGGAUCCCCAGGACAGCGACUUUGAGAUGGUGAAGAAGCUGCUGACCCAGGAGCGGAACACGCAGAUCAAAGCUUUCGUGUCCAGCCACGUCUACAACAUCAUCACCUCCACUGAAGCAGAGACCAAAAAGCUUGGUGAAAGAAUACUCUACGCCUUGAAGAACACUGAUAUUUUCACGCACGAUGACUACACCACCAAGUCUCGCAACUACAAACUGGGCGUUGCACAUGAGAACUCAGAGGCCAGCAUCCAGGGCAAUGUCAUUUUUGAUCCCAGCAACCAGUUGCCAAGGGAAGUCCUGUUGGAAACAACCCUGAAAGCUUUUGGUUACAGCUUGGAUAUUUGGGAGGUUGGUAUGGAGGGAAAAGGCUUUGAGCCCACCAUCGAGGCUCUGUUUGGAAAGAACGGCUUCUUCCCUGACGCCGUUUUAAAGACUCUGUACUGGGCUGACGGCAAGAUGCCGCCGGAGGUUAAACAAGUUCUGGAAAAAUGGGUCGUCUCCUCGAAACCAGGAAAACCAAACGUCCCUGAAAACCUCGUGGCAGAAAUUGGUCGCAACUUCAACACGCUGCUGAACAAUCUGCAGAGUCAAGAGUCCCCAGAAGCUAUGGCCUACCUGAAGAUCAUGGGAGCUGAACUUGGUUACAUCAAGGGAAACGAUUUGAAGUUUAUUGCUGACAUCGCAAUCAACAACGCAAAAACUUUCAUGCACCAUGCCAUGGGUUCCUUGAAUGGGUUUCCGAACUUUGACGCAGAGAUGUUUGCACACUACAUCUUCAUGGACAACAAAUUCAUCUUGCCAACAGCAUCGGGUCUGCCCAUGACCUUCGCUCUGUCAGGCACAUUUGCUCCUGGUGCAAAAGGAGGCCUCCACAUCUCCCCAAACAAGAAGGAGGUUGUCUUCAGUCCAUCCAUUGGAGUUGAGUUCAUGACCCAGAUGGGAGUCCACUUCCCUGGAUCUGUCGCCUCUGCUGUUGAGAUGCACACCAACAUCUUCCACGAGAGUUCCCUCAAUGCCAAGAUCACCAUGGAGCAGAACGAGCUCAAGCUCUCCAUGCCAGCUCCACAGGGCACCACAAAGCUCUUCAGAAUCAGGAAUAAAGUUGUGAUCGCGGGUGCUGAACAGGCCACAGAGCUGCCACACAGACACGCCGAAGAAAAGUGCAGCCCUCUCUUCUCUGGAAUCAACUACUGCACCAAAAAGCUUCGCGCUGACGCCCGUGACGAGAACGCAGCUCCCUACUUCCCCCUGAACGGAGAGACGAUGUUUGCCAUUGAUAUCAAGCCUACCAAAGACGUCUCGGAGUACACAGCCAGCAUUGCCUAUAAACUUCUCAGUGAAGGAAAGGAGGGCCGCCACAAGGUGGAUUCCUUGAAGAUGACCCUGAGAGCUGAGGGUGUUAAGCCCACAGAGGCUACAGCCACCAUGAAAUACAACCGGAACAGGAAUGUCUUCACUACUCAAAUCCAGAUACCUGACAUUGAUGUUGAGGCUGGGGUUAAGAUCGGCAUGACAGACAGCAGCGCCAAAGGCAAAUCCCUCACCAUUGAGCUCUCCAACAAGAAUGUGCCACAGCUGUCCCUGACCGGCCGUGCCAAACUCCAGGCCAUGGAUGAUGGACUGCUCCAGGUUCAACUCCUGGUGCCGUCACUGAAGGUCGAUGCCACCCUUGGUGCCACUGUGACCAAAGCCGGUGGGCUCACCAUGCAGAUCAAGAGUGAUGUCAAGCUCCCAGAGAUGUCCUCUGUUCAGGCAGUCACCUUCAAAUACGGCGAGGAGGAGGCUGAGGCCUAUCUGACAUCCAAUGUGAAUGCUGAUACAAAGAUCCCAGUGCACUACGCUGAAGCCCUCCAGUCAUGGCUCGGACGACUUGCCGAGGACCUCUUGGAAAAGAAAGUUGUGCAGACCGACAUGAAACUCCGACACAUUGUCAACAAAGGAAUUGAGGCCAGCAACAUCUGGAUCGACAAAAUCUCUCCGGAUUGUCCUUACAUGAAGAAGCUGAAGGACGUCGUUGGAAACCUGGAAAUGCCAUCAGUGCCAGAAAUCUUAUUCAUGAAUUUUGAAAGCAAACUCAGAUACCAGUUCAACCAGAACCGUUUCACGAUGACCGUCCCUCUGCCUCUCGGCGGGAAAUCCUCAGAGGAACUACGGAUCCCACCUGUUGUCAGUGUCCCACGCAUUUCUGUGCCUCAGCUGGGACUGGAGGUGGCCCCACGGGAAAUCCCGAUUCCACGUUUCACCGUCCCGUCUGAAAAAGACCUCACUCUGCCUCUGAUGGGACUGUUGGAAGUGUCUGCCAAGGUCAACAGCAACUAUUAUGACUGGGAGGGACUGAUUACAGCUGGCAAUAACACCGCUGACUCUCCUGAAUACGUGGCUAAGUUCAGUGUCAUGGCUGAAAGUCCAAUCAAGCUGCUCUCCUUCUCAACUGAGGGAACCACCAAAAUCACAGACACAGAAAAGGAAACGAUUGAUGUCACGCUCGAGGGAUCGCUGAAACACAUGCUCAUCAACACAGGUGUCAGUGUGCUGGAAAGCUUUUCUGUCACAGACAAUGUACUGACAACGGGUCUCUACAAGAUCCAUGCUAAUUCUCCUCCAGUAGGUCUUGAUUCAUCUUUGACCAUUACCACCCAGUUCACUCUUGACUCCGACACUUUCUUCGGUGACAUUAACACAGACGGCAGCAUCGCCAUUGGGUCAGAGGUUUCCACCACAUCUUAUCUCUCCACCUUCUCUGUUAAGCCAGCAUCGAAAGAGGCAAAAUUGGACAGUUCGCUGAUGGUAAAAUGUGACCCGAUGAAACUCUCCCACAAGGUUAAAGCAUCUUAUGAAAGUGAUGUACUCCUGUUUGAAUCAACCACCAGCAUGGAUUCUGCCCUGGUCCAGCACACUACAAAAAUUAACCUGAACUACAACGAUGUCAAACUCACCACCCAGUCCGACUCGGUGACCAAGGCUCUUGGGAGGAGGAUUAAUAACCAGAUGGCGUUCUCCAUGUCUGAAGGCCAAGCCUCCCUCAGGAUUGAGAACCAAGCUGAAGAUACACAGAACCGUGUGUUCUCCUUGCUUACUGGAACAGUGAACCCUUCAGGUUUGGAGAUCAAUGCAGAUGCCUCCAUAAAGAUUCUCUCUAGCCUCGCUUCCCACAAAGCAACCCUGUCACUGAACACCAAUGGCUUGACCACCAGCUGCACAACAACCGCCCAGCACAGUCCGCUCACAUUUGAGAACAUUUUCCACGGUGGAAUCGGCGCCUCUGGUGCGACCCUGUCUCUUAAAACAAAGGGAACCGUUCGAGACAACAAGGCUGAGCUCAACGUUGAGGGGAAACUUUCGACCACGGAAGUGUAUCUCAACAGCAUGUAUGACGGUAGCCUGUUCGACAUCAGUGGGCGGAACAGAGUCAACCUCAGGCUGAAUGAAAAUGGGCUGGUCUUCUCUAACAACCUGGUUGGAUCUUUUAGAGAAAUGAGGACCGAAAACACACACUCCCUGUCUCUAACCCUAAGAUCUUUUACCCUUCAAACCAAAACUGACAACUACCUUGACAAGAGCAACUCCUACAUGCACGAUAUCACAGUCAAGAUGGAAGAUUUUGCAGCCUCAGCUAUGGUGAAGAAUGAACUGAAAGUGAUGGCGGUCAACUUUGAGAACGAUGCCCAAUUCAAGGCAGAGCCGUACAACGUGGAGCUGGCUGGGACGCUGAAGGGAAGCUUCUCGGAGGAAGAACUCAUGCACAUCUACGAAAUCAAGUUUGCCGACUUUGUCCUGUCCGCAAAGUGCAACACCAAUGGAAAACUCCUGGGAUCACAUGUGACGCAUAACACUGACAUGGAAGUCAAUGGUCUGACUAUCAAGUUCAGCAACGUGGCCAACUUCAACUCACCAUAUCUACGUGUAGACAGUACAGUCAAAACCAGCGCUGCACCCUUCACGCUCAACGUUGAUGCCAUUUUCAACUCAAACGGGGAGGUGUAUCUGUUUGGCAAGCAUAGCGGUGAACUGUACAGCAAAUUCCUCCUGAAAGCAGAACCAACCGAGUUUGCUCAGUCAUUUGAGCACAGAGCCUCAAGCAGCCAUGAACUGACAGACAGACCGACUGUGAAGACCAACAUGAACAACAAGCUCCAUAGCUUGAUAAGCCUGGCAGAACAAAUGGUCACACUGGACAUGGCGUCCACAGUGAACGAACACACUUUCACGCAGAUGUUGAGUGCCAAGAACAAUGCAGAGAGAAUUGGUGUUGAACUGAAGGGAAAAGUCUCAACUCCCCUCUUCAGUGAGGCCAAGGAAGAUUACACCAUCUCUGGAUUUGUGAAGUAUGACAAGAACAGUGACAGCCAUUUCAUUGAGAUCCCUUUCGUUGAGCACCUUCCCGCAGUCAUUGAAAAUGUGAAAAGCACAAUGAUUAAGCUGAUGGACCAUAGCAUCGAGAUGCUCAAAGACAUCAACACCAGGUAUGAGAUCAGUGCUAAGUUUCAGGCCAAAAUUACAGAACUGAAGGAAACGAUUGACAGUUUUGACUUUGGCCUCUUUGUCCAGGACCUGAAAGGGUUCAUCACACCUGUGGAGAAAUUCAUCACCAAACUGACAGCCCAGCUCCCCACUGACAAAGUUAUCCAUCUGUUGAAAUCCAUCAAGGACGCUGUUAUCGUUGAAAUGAGGAAAUAUAACAUUCCAACUAGAUUCAAUGUCGUUUAUAACAAAAUUGAAGAGUUUCUCUCCAGCUAUGAGAUUGAAAAAAUAAUUGGGGCAAUCAUGGAUGAAGUUGUACAAAUUAUGAAGCAGUAUCAGAUCAGAGAGAAGCUGCAACAAACAUUUGAGGCUCUCAAAUCACUUGACCUCCAGCCUCUGUUCGACAAAUUCGUGGUGCCUGCAAAGGAGCUAGUGAAUGAGCUUUACUCCUUUGACUUCAAACUGUUCAUUGAUGACGUGAAGGACUUUUUCUCAAGAAUGAUCCAGAAAAUUAAGUCAUUUGAUUAUGACACUCUAGCUGUGGAGCUGAAAGACAAAGUGGCAGAAAUGAGCAAGAUCCCUUGCUUUGGCAAACUCUACGGUGAGUUCAAAGUUAGCUCCCCUCAUUACAGCUUCAGCACCCAAGCUGAGCUGGAGAACACCACAACCACAGCAGCCAUGCCAGAGUUUAAGGUUAGCCUGAACUCCCGGGCUGAUUCUACUCUAAAGGCGCUAGACUUCACUGCGGAUGCCUCUGCACGUUUUGCUGCUCCCGAAACGGGCCGUCUGAUAAUCUCUGAAUCCAUCAAUGUUCAACAGUCCUCCUUCGCAGUUGACCACAAGGGCACGAUGAAUCUUUAUGGCCUAUCAGCUCAAGCCUCCGCUGAAACCACUGCAAAGGCAACAACUGAGCUGUAUGCGGCAGAGCUUGUCAACAAUGCGCUCUUUACUCUGGAAAAUGGAGUUUCUGCCAAAAUGGACACUGCCUACAAACACGACCUCAAGUUUCCGCCCCUCAACACCUACAGCGAAAUCACAAUUGAUCAAAAGACCAUCUUUGGGAUCGAAGAUGCCAAGAUCCAGCUCACUUUUAAUAACCUGGCCAAUGAAAAAUAUAGAAUUUGGGAUUUCUCGGAUGAAAUGAAUCACAAGAGUGAUAUCAAGGUAGAAAUGGAUCUCCAGAACACCAAAGUGACCUUCACCGCCGAUACAAGUAGCGGCCUUUUAAAGGUUGAGGAAAGUUUUGAUGCUGAUAUUAGUAUUUUCCGCCAUAUCCAAAUCGAUGCCAAGGUUAAGACUGAUACACCUUUCAUGAAGAACAGCGUAGCUGAGCUUAAGCUUCUGGCUAAGGCUGAAGACAUGAAAAUUGACUUCACAGCAUUUCACAAUGCAGAACUGGCUGGUAACAUCAGAGGAACCCUUUCAAGCUCUGUCUCCGCUUUGAUCUCAGCCACAGAGCUUACUUUUGAUAGUAAGAACAAAGGAAAUGCCAAGGUUGUUCUUCCAUUCAAGCUGUCUGGAAAUGUUAACCUCCAGAAUGAUGUUACUUUUACUCUAAACUCUGAAAUACACAAAGCAAGCUGGACAGGUCUGGUCAAGUUCAACCAGUACAAAUACUCACAUUUGAUCUCCUUGGACAAUGCAGAGAGUGAAAUCAACAUCCAAUCACAAAUCUAUGCUGAGGCAGAUCUUGAAGUUCUGAAGGAACCUUUCAACAUUCCUGAAAUAACUCUGCCAUUCGUUGGCAUGAGGACACAAAGAGUGGAGGGCUUUUCUCUGUGGGAAAACACUGGCCUGAACAACAUCCUAACAACAACUCAGCAGACCCUGGACAUCAGCUCCAAACUGAAAUACAUUAAAAACCCUGAGAUGAUGACAAUUGACAUCAACCUGGAUCCAGUCAUCCGUGCCAUUAAUGUCAACACGAGGGCCCUGCACAAGAAAAUGCUCAUUGGCAAGGACAAGGCCGCCACCAUUCUCGCUUCGUCUUACAACAAAGCAAUGUCAGAGUAUGAGAAAUACAGCAUUGAGUUGCCUAAAACCAUCGUAGUCCCUGCCUACAAAGUUCCAGUGAUGAACGUUGAGAUGUCCUCCUUCACAGUUCCCCUGCCUGACGUCACGCUUGUCACGAUGCCGUCACUGCACAUCCCAUCUGCACUCACCAAGCUGACGGUUCCUAAAAUCACCCUACCCAAGGUUCAGAGCAUUAAGAUCCCAGUGAUGGGUGACCUGACCUAUGAGUUCUCCAUGAAAACAGAAAUGAUCACACUUAAAACCGAUGCCAGCAUCCUCAACCAGGAUGGCAUCAAGGUUAGAUUUGAUGCCUCCUCAUCCUCAGGGUGUGAAAUUCUGACUGGGAAAAUCGAGGGCAACACCAAUGUUAACACAGUGGGUGAAUUUAAAAUGGCCUCCCUCUUUUCUGUGAAGCACUCAAUGCUAGUAGGAAAUCAUGAGAGCACCAUCAUCUUGGGUUAUGAAAAUGUAGAUACCUCUGUGAGCAACUCAGCAAAGGUCACGUUGCCUUCACUCACUAUGGAAAUCAAGCAGGAAAUCAAAGGAAAUCCAGUAGAUGGCCUUGUUGUCUCCAUGUCCACGCCUUCUGCAGGACUCCUCGGUGUGCAGAUGCAGACCAAGCGGCCAGCACAAAUGAAAGCCAGACUCUAUGGUCGCUACCCGUCUCAACCAACAACAGACAUCAACAUCUUGGGUCUCAAGAUGUCCGUAAUGGACUCUGAGAAGCUGAACCUUCAGACGACCUGGAAUAUGGAGAUGCCGUAUGAGAUUAUGCUGGGGGUGAAGAACCAGGUGCCGGAAGCCGUGGAAAUGGUUUCUGAUUGUGCUGUCAAGAUGUACAACAAGAUCAGCAGGCAUGUUAGGAGUCUUAAGGGCUUGUUUGAGAAGUUCAGGAUCCAGGGUAAAGCAAUAUUCGAGAAGGCUGUUGAAAACCUAGCCGCGGUUAGUUCUUCUGAUUUUAUCAUGUCUGUCACGGAUAAGACUAUUGUGAUUCUCCGAGAGUCCCAGAAGAAGGCCCAACUUGUUCUCGAUGCCGUGAUUACAUUCUUGAAACAGACCAAGUUCCAGAUCCCUGGCUAUGAACGAAGGCUCUCUGGACUUGAGGUCUACCAGGAAUUCAGCACUUUUGUUGCCGAUGUAUCUGAGGAGGCUGUUGAAAAGCUUCCUGAGUACUUUGUCUCCAUCUUUGCAUCGGUCUUUGAUUUUGCCAAAGCCAUUGAAUUCACCAUCCCUGGCUCCAACCGCAUCAUCACUGGGGAGGAACUUUUCGAUGACUUGGUGGUUGCCCUGAGGAAAAUUCAGAAACAGCUGAUCGCUAACGUGAGGAAACUUGGAGACAUCCAACUGGACGAUAUCAUUAAGAAAUUCUCAGAAUUCAUGCAGUUUGUUGUUGAACAAAGUGAGAAGAUUCUCCAAACUCUAAAAACCCCAAAUGUUGAGAACAUCUCCAGCUUUGUGAUGGAUGCGUACCGUGACGCCAUAAGCUCCAACUUCCUAGCCAAAGUUGCCAGGCAGGUUAAUGAGGUGCACAUAAUCAUUAGGGAAUAUAUCAAAUCCGUGAUCAAUAAAAUCUACAGCAUCAUGGCCGACGUGUCAACUGAACAGCUUAGAGCAGACAUCCAGUCUUGGAUUGACUUAUCUGUGAAACGGAUCAACGCUUUCCACAACACUGUCAUUAGGACCCUCAAAGAAAAAAGCAAGGAUGUUGAACCAUAUGUGAGAGUAAGUGACAGACAGAUAGAGGUUGACAUUCCUUUACCGUUUGUUGCCAGGUUCAACUAUUCCACAGAGAAACCCAAACCCAUAGAGAAGUGUUUGAAUUGACUACCUUUCUGUCAUAACCAACCAAAACAAUAGUUAAUUUAUUGUCAUGACAAAAACUAAACUCUACAUUUAGAUGGAUGUCUGUUCUUGCUAUGUUAGUCUUAGUGCUGUUUUUUUAAACAUAAUUUUGUUGGUGUUGUCAUGGUAGAUGGACAAUUGUUGUGAUCCAGCUGUGCACCCUUUGUGUCCUGUACUAUUUAAAACCUAUGUGGUCAUCAAUAAACUGUUUGUACUGCA
This is a messenger RNA of Fundulus heteroclitus (mummichog), 10252 nucleotides long. RefSeq names its product apolipoprotein B-100. The coding region runs from base 50 to 10015 and encodes 3321 amino acids. Gene Ontology annotation, molecular function: low-density lipoprotein particle receptor binding; cholesterol transfer activity. Gene Ontology annotation, biological process: cholesterol transport; cholesterol homeostasis; triglyceride mobilization. NCBI's taxonomy places the organism in Eukaryota, Metazoa, Chordata, Actinopteri, Cyprinodontiformes, Fundulidae. Gene Ontology annotation, cellular component: very-low-density lipoprotein particle; low-density lipoprotein particle; mature chylomicron. The transcript has 26 exons. The record is from RefSeq and is a predicted model, not a curated record.